This is a messenger RNA of Paraphaeosphaeria sporulosa, 393 nucleotides long. RefSeq lists its product as uncharacterized. The transcript has 2 exons. NCBI's taxonomy places the organism in Eukaryota, Fungi, Ascomycota, Dothideomycetes, Pleosporales, Didymosphaeriaceae. The coding region runs from base 1 to 393 and encodes 130 amino acids. The record is from RefSeq and is a predicted model, not a curated record.
AUGAAGGCCGCCAUCGCAUUUCUGAUCCUCGCCGCCUCGGCCUCGGCUGCUCCCAUUGCUGGACGUGCCCCUCUCGCGGAGUCCACACUCAACACUCGCGUCGGCGCAUUUUCCGCUGAAGCGUGCUACGGGGAUUGGUGCGAGACAAAGCGUGAGGCUUCUCCUGAUAAGCGCGACUCUACGCUCAACAAUCGCGUCGGUGCAUUUUCUGCCGAGGCGUGCUACGGCGACUGGUGUGAGACGAAGCGUGAGGUUGCUGGACAUUCUGCCAAAGAGCCACGCGAGGCAAAUGCUAAGACAAUCAAUACUCGUGUCGGCGCGUUCUCAGCCGAAGCAUGUUAUGGCGACUGGUGCGAGACGAAGCGCGAAGCCAAGGCUGAGGCUGAGAACUGA